Physcomitrium patens is the source of this 1468-nucleotide messenger RNA. RefSeq lists its product as uncharacterized. NCBI's taxonomy places the organism in Eukaryota, Viridiplantae, Streptophyta, Bryopsida, Funariales, Funariaceae. The record is from RefSeq and is a predicted model, not a curated record.
AGAAGAGAAGGGCGCCGUGUGAGCAGCGCGGCACUGCCUGCCUGCCUGCGUGCCUUCAUUUGCGAUCUGUGGGAUUGAUUCCUUCUCAAGGGUUCUCGCAUUGAAGCAACUCGCGAGAGAUUCGCAACCAUGGGGCGUCGCCAGGGCAUGCAGAUUGGAGUCGUGGGGUUCUUCAUGCUGGGUCUCGCUUCUCUGCUCUUGGUUGUGUCUCAGGAGUUUCCCGUGGAGUCUUCUUCCUCAACCGUCACCCCGGCGUUCAUAUGGUCGGAUCUGCGAUGCUUGUUUGCGCAGGAUCGACGUGUCAAUUAUGAAUUUCAAACGUCCGAGACCCUAGUGGAUACAAUUUUCCAUGACUUUGGAAGGUGCGCAGCUACUGAGGAUGAAGUCCAAGAAGAAGCAAAGCCAGAGAUGAUUAUUAUGUUUAUCGGAAAAGAGCUCAGAUCCGAGGACAUUUCUCGCAGCGCAUCAUCUAGCGUUCUGAAGACUCUUCAGAAAUCUAUCACAGGUGUCAAAUACUCAAUGUCAAUUCCUUAUGUCACUUCGGCAAGUGACAAAGCCUCAAUUUCAGAGUCCUUCCUCUCAAACAUUCGGAACAAGUUUGACACCACUCCUAAAAUUGGGGUAGUAGCGGUUUCUGGAUCUUGUGCUACCGGAGACCAUGCUGUCAAAAGGCUCGCUGAUGUCGCUGAUAUUCAGGGUUACAUUUUCGGAAGGAAAACUUCUCGGGCGCAAGGAGAAACUGAUGUUAUGGUCAUCUGCUACAGCCCUACACUGCACUGGAGCACAGAUGGUGUCUCCAACUCAGAAGGGAUUGUAUUGGAAGAGGUCCUAUCAACCGUGAAGUCUUCUGGAACUAGCAAUGUCGCUAUUUAUUUCUCUGAGCCAUCGGUUUCUAGUGUGAAGCACCAUGGAAUUUUGGAACGUCACCUUCUCGAAGGCUCCGGCACUGGAAGUACAGAUUGUGAUGCGCUUUGCAGGAGUAGAGCAGUGAUCCUUGAAGGGAUUUUUGUGGCGUUUACGCUUAUCACUAUUUUGGUAUCUGGUAUUUGCUGUAUGAAAGCAGUCAAGUCACCUGCUCGUUUUGAGACCGCUAAGGAAUCAUAAAGCGAUGGCAAACCCGGUCAUGAAUUUUGGGAAUCUCUCAUCCUCGGGUCAACCUCCAGUGAGCAGAAGGCGUUGCCAGCAAGGAUUCAGAUUGGCCAGUCUAUAAGCAGAUUGCUAGGAUCAUUCAUUUGAACUUGUCCAUGCGCAGAUUUUGUGUAUUGAUCAAGCAUGGUAAGGCUUCCAAACUGGCAUCAUAUUUUCAAAUGGUCAGCUAUGUGCAACCAAGUUGUUUUUACUCAAAAUUUAUUUCUGUAGUUGGAAAUAAUUAAAAUUAGCAAAUGAUUUCUAUCUUUGUAAUUGUAACCCUCGUGGUUGCCCCUUUCAACCAAAUAAUAUAGUCCAUUUUGAGAUUGCAUUUCACAGA